Populus nigra (black poplar) is the source of this 1368-nucleotide messenger RNA. Its product is annotated as stemmadenine O-acetyltransferase-like. The record is from RefSeq and is a predicted model, not a curated record. Lineage: Eukaryota; Viridiplantae; Streptophyta; Magnoliopsida; Malpighiales; Salicaceae. The coding region runs from base 1 to 1368 and encodes 455 amino acids. The transcript has a single exon.
AUGGUGAGGAUAGAUACUGAGAUUGUUUCAAGAGAAAUCAUCAAACCAUCUUCACCAAUAGUUCAGCAUAAAAAACCCUACAAACUAUCCCUUUUAGACCAGCUUACUCCCACAACUUACUCCUCCAUUAUUUUCUUCUAUCCAAAUAUGAACGAUGUCAAUUCCAAUAGUAUCACAAAAACCAGAACUGAUCACUUAAAGAAAUCUCUCUCAGAGACUCUUAAUAUCUACUACCCUUUAUCUGGAAGGGUAAAGGAUAACCUGUUCAUUGAUUCUUUCAAUGAAGGAGUUCCAUCCAUUGAAGCCCAAGUUAAUUGUUGCCUGUUCGAUUUCCUUAAACACUUUGAGAUUGAGUCGUUGAACCAUUUCCUUCCCUUCCAACCCUAUUCCAAGGAAGACAUGAAUGCACCUUUGAUGUCAAUACAAGUUAGCAGGUUUACUUGUGGAGGAAUGGCAGUGGGUUUUGCUGCUUCACACAAGCUCGUGGACGGAGCAACAUUUAAGGCUUUCCUUACAGCUUUGACUUUUAUAUCCCGAGGUGAUUGCAAUGAUGUUAAACAACCUGAUUUCGAACAGGCAUCGCUCCUUUUUCCACCCAGAAAUUCACUUCCACUAAACCAUCUAUCACUAAUGGAAACCUUGUGGUUCACGGAAGGAAAUUACAUUACAAGAAGGUUUGUCUUUAAUCCAAAAGCGAUAGCCAUGUUAAGGGCCAAGGCCAAAGCUGGCAGGCCUGAUGCUAAGCCAACUAGAAUUCAAACGUUGACGUGUUUCAUUUGGAAAUGUUGUAUGGCCGCUUCAAAGGCCAUAUCAGGUUCACCAAAACCAUCCAUUUUGGUUGAAGCGGUCGAUCUGCGGUCGCGAACAAAUCCGCCCAUCUCUGACACUUCCACUGGGAAUGUCUUUUGGUGGGCAACUGCACUUGUUAACCCCAUGGGCACAAAAACAGAGUUGCCUGAAUUGGUUUACAUAUUGAAUGAAGCCACUGCACUCUAUGAUAGUGAUUACACACAAACCCUUCAAGGUGAAGAAGGGUUUAAAACCAUGUCUGAAUACUGUAACCAGCUAGAAGAGUUAUUUUCACUUGAAAAGCCAGAUAUAUUUGCAAUUACUAGCUGGUGUCAUUCUGGUUUCACAAAGACCAACUUUGGAUGGGGAGAGCCCAUCUGGGCUGGUCACAUGGGAAAGGCCGGCUCUGCUUUCAAAAAUCUCACCAUGUUCAUUGAAACCAAAGAUGGUAAAGGCAUUGAGGCAUGGGUCACCUUAGAUGAGGAAAGAAUGACCAUCCUGGAACGUGAUCCUGAGUUCCUGGCUUUUGCAUCUCCAAAUCCCAAGAUUUAUCCCCUCAAUAUCAUCUCUGUGUUAUAA